AUUAUUUAAAAAAAAGGAGAGAGGGAAAGGAGGAUCGACCCUCUACAGAGGACCGUAUUCACAGGUCAAUCACAUAGGAGGACCGAUUUCUUGCUCAGGGGCCGUUAUCUCACGAUUGACCCACCUUUUUCUUUUAAAAGAGAAGGAUUCCAACUGUCACCAUGGGCAAAAACCGGUCCAGGAGGAACAAAAUGGCUGCUAAGGCGCGAACUAACUUGGAAGGGAAAGAGAAGCUCUCGUCUCAGGAUCUCAGACACCAAUUAACUCUCUCCCAAUCCAGGCGUGAAACACAAGACAAAUCUUGUGAACAAAGUUUCCACUCCAAAGCCCCUAAGAGUUCUCAUCCAAAGGAUUCUCAAGCAGCAACAGGAAAAUUCGACGAGAACUCCCCCAUAGUACGAAAGUUAAUCGGAUGGCUCAACAAGGAAGGAGAGGCCCGGUCCCAAAGGACCGGGAGAGAAACGGGCCAAGAAGAGGAUGAGGAUGUGGAGAGUCAAGGGCGCGUAUCAGUACACAAGCGGAUGCGCAGAAAUGCGUCCCAAAGGUUGGGACCCAGAACUGAGGAAUUUGGGGAAAAUUCUGGGGGACACGACAAUGAAGAUGCCGGAGACAUUCUCAAAUUGAGAAAAGAAAUGGAGGAACUAAAGAGGCAGGUUGACAAGGACGGGUCUUUUGGACUCACAGUGGAGAUAAUUUCUCCCUUUACUGCCAGAGUGAUGAAAGCUCAAUUGCCCAGGGGUAUGAAAGCCCCUAAAAUCCGUUAUAAAGGAGUCACCGAUCCCAAUGAUCACUUGGCCGCGUACCAAACUCACAUGUUGAUGCACGCCGUGGAAGACGAGAUCCAAUGUCGUCUCUUCGUAGGAACUUUGGAGGGGCCGGCCGUAAAAUGGUUCAUCACCCUUCCUAACGGGACCAUUGAUUGCUUCAAAGAUCUUGCUCAACUUUUCCUCAACGCCUAUGGAGGAAGUUUCCAACCAAAGAAGCACUUCACCCAUCUUUUCUCCCUAAAGCAAAGGGAGGGGGAGACCAACAGUGAAUUGGUACAAAGAUGGAAUGAAGCAAUCAAUGAGGUGGAGCCUAUGGACGAUAAGACUUCCAUUGCUCUGUUCAUGAAUGUUCUUAGGUCGGGAGAAUUGUUCAGGAAGUUAGAUUACGAUACCCCUACUUCUUACAAGGCUAUGAUGGCUAGGGUUAACAAGUUCUGCGCCACGGAAGAGUCGGAUCGCCUGAAAGGAAAGAGUGAGGGAGCCUUGCAUAAAGGUCCCGACAAAGAAAAGAAAGGAGAAAAGGCCAAGGCAACCACUCUUUCCAUCCCUACCCUCAAGUCACUAGCCGCACCGGUGGCAGAAAUCAAGAGCAAGGAGGAAGGUGGACAGAAGAGGAAACGUGGAGACCAAAAAAGAAGGCAGUGGCCCUAUGACCCAGAAAAAUAUUGCAACUUCCAUAGAAGGCCCGGACACGCCACGGAGGAAUGUCAUUUCCUCAAAAAGAUGGAAGGAGAGAUGAAGGACAAGGUGCCAAAUGCUAAUCGGGAGCCGAACCAAGGAGGUAAUGUUUGGCGUAGGGACGCCCAACCUCAACAGCAAGUCCAGGAGAACCCGGAGGAAUUUCCCCAAGUAGGAGUCAUCUUUGGCGGUCCAGAAACGGGAGUCACAAGCAAGGAAAGGAAGGAAUGGGCUCGGAAGGUAUAUGUGGGGUCCAUUGACAUAGGUCAGGCGGCCAAGAGAGGAAGGAGAGAGCCCAUUGUCUUCUCAGACGAGGAUUUACCCCUCAUCCCUAGUCCUCAUCGGACUCCCCUGGUAAUUUCUAUGGCUAUUCAUAAAUUUUUUGUCAAAAGAAUAUUGGUGGACACAGGAAGCAGUGUCAAUGUGUUGUACUGGGAGGCGGCCCAGCAAUUGGGAAUCAGGAAGGAAGAUCUCACAAAGCUUAACAUGCCCUUGUCCGGUUUCACUGGAGACAUAAUUGAACCGGAAGGAUCCAUUAAAUUGGACAUCAUCAUAGGCAAGCAUCCUAUGGUGAGGUAUAUGAGGAUGGAUUUUGUAGUGGUUGAUAUCAAAUGCACUCAUAAUGCCAUCCUAGGGAGGCCUGGGCUAGAGGACUUGGGAGGUGCGCUAUCCCUUGAGCACCUGUGCCUCAAGUUUAGGACUCCCAAAGGUGUUGGGAGGGUCCUUGGUGAUCAACCCGCGGCGAAGAAGGCCUAUCUAAGUGCCUGCAAGAGGAUAGACAAGGAGAAUCUCAACAUCCAAACCAUUGGGCAAGCUUUGGAAGAUAAGGAAAGGAGAGAGGAGGACCAGGAGAGGCCUAAGCCAGCUGUGGAAAUGGAAGAAGUGGUGCUAUUCCCUGAGGGGGAUCAAGAAAAGGUUGUGAGGAUCGGUUUAGGGCUAGAGGAGGAUACCCGUGGAGAGAUUAUCCGAGUACUAAGAGAAAACUCGGUCCUCUUCGCGUGGGAAUCCAAGGAUAUGCCCGGAGUCGAUCUCUCGGUCAUUUGCCAUAAGUUGAACAUCAAGGUGGACUCCCUCCCCGGUCAAGCAGAAGAAAAGGUAUCUGUCCACGGACAGAAAAGAAUUUGUGAGGAAAGAGGUGAAGACCCUUUUGGAGGCCGGCCACAUCAGGGAGGUCCAAUAUCCUAAAUGGCUCGCUAAUGUGGUGCUGGAA
Messenger RNA from Cuscuta campestris, 2655 nucleotides. NCBI's taxonomy places the organism in Eukaryota, Viridiplantae, Streptophyta, Magnoliopsida, Solanales, Convolvulaceae. The record is from the annotation of a GenBank genome assembly.